This is a messenger RNA of Caenorhabditis bovis, 810 nucleotides long. The record is from the annotation of a GenBank genome assembly. Lineage: Eukaryota; Metazoa; Nematoda; Chromadorea; Rhabditida; Rhabditidae.
AUGUUCACCUAUACGAUCACGAGAACGAUGGUUCUUCUAACAUUUUUCCAAGGCGUUUUUCAAGCGUGGAACAGUUAUGGAAUUGUGUACGGAACGGGAAUUCCCGGCGAUAUUCCUCAUUAUUACAUCAUAAUUAUGUUGGUUUCCGUAUACUUAUCUCUAAUUUACUCGCGGAUUCUCGAUGGUCCCAUUAUUCCAUCCUACCUUCUUUUCCUCGCCGUUCAACGAUACGUGAUGGUCGUUUUGAGUACGGACUAUCAUAAAUAUGUCACCGGCAAAUGGAUGAAGCACACGUUGCGAAUCAUUCGGCUAAUCGCUAUCAUCUAUUUGAUAUCAGUGAUGCUCGAAUGCAAUUAUGAUAUGCUCAAUUCGUGCCCGUUCCAUUCCGUUCUUGCCAACCAAUUUUCGUGCGGCGACACUGUGAUGUCGACGCGGCUAAUUGGCCAAUUUUACGCCAUCGUUGCAAUCAGCAUCAUCUUUCCAAUUUUGGCAAUCGCUAUCAAUUUGUAUUUGUUGCUUCGCAUACGGACCAUGCGAAUUUUGCCGCAUCGAAAGAUGCAAGUCCAAAUCAAUAUCAUUCUUCAAACAAUGCCAACGCUUAUUAUCAUCAUUAUUCGCAUUUUCAUCAUUUUCAAGGACCAUUUGUUCUCGUCGCGGACCAAUUUGAUUGUCAGCGAUUUGUGCUCCAGCGAAUCAUUGACGAUAUUCUUUCCGCUCGGCUACAUUUUUGGAAAUGUUGAGCAAUGGAAGAAGCUCAGAAAUUUAUUUUGUCGACGUUCAAAAGUGAAUGAUUCAAAUGUGAGCGAAUGA